Molecule: messenger RNA, 3249 nt
Organism: Sesamum indicum (sesame)
Lineage: Eukaryota; Viridiplantae; Streptophyta; Magnoliopsida; Lamiales; Pedaliaceae
Product: alpha-xylosidase 1
Biological process (GO): carbohydrate metabolic process
Molecular function (GO): hydrolase activity, hydrolyzing O-glycosyl compounds; carbohydrate binding
Source: RefSeq, a predicted model, not a curated record
UCAUGGGGAUGGAAACAAAUAUCACAUAAAAGGGUCUGAAAAUUUUGGGGCCCAAACAGACAUCACAGUCACAUGCAAAUGGAAAGAGAUGUCCUCAUAGAAUGCGAACCUCAUACACAUCACAUGUAUCCUAUACCUUUCUGCCAUUCUUGGCCAUUAUAUACCCAAUGCCCCUCCAGAAAUAAACUAGCUCUAAAGCCAUUCAACCUAGCAACCAUGUUGUUUUGUUUCCCUUUUCCCCUGUCAUUAUCUUCUUCUCUUAGACUUUUGCUGGUAUUCUUGGUUCUAUGUGUAUUUCAAGUUGAUUUAGCUUCUGCUAGCACUAAUCCUCCGAAGAAAAUUGGUAAAGGCUACCGUUUGAUCUCCAUUGAAGAGGCUCCAAAUGGUGGCCUUGUGGGCCAGCUGCAAGUGAAGGAGAAAAAUAAUAUUUAUGGCCCUGAUAUUCCCCUCUUGCAGCUCUAUGUCAAGCACGAAACAGACAACCGUUUGAGGGUUCACAUUACUGACGCUGAAAAGCAAAGAUGGGAGGUUCCGUACGAUCUUUUGCCGAGGGAAAGUCCCCCUUCACUAAAACAAACAAUUGGUAGUUCAAGAAAGGGAGUGUACAAGCUCACAGCUGCAGAAUAUGCAGGAAAUGAGCUGAUUUUUGCAUACGAAUCAGACCCUUUUAGUUUUUCUGUAAAAAGAAAAUCAAAUGGCGAGACCCUUUUUGAUACCAGCUCUGAGGAUUCAGACCCUUACAGUGAUUUGGUAUUUAAAGACCAAUACCUUGAGAUUUCCACUAAACUGCCCAAAGAUGCUUCUUUGUAUGGUCUGGGAGAGAACACUCAGCCCCAUGGGAUUAAACUUUACCCCAACGAUCCUUACACUUUGUACACCACUGAUAUAUCAGCCAUUAACCUUAAUGCUGAUCUGUAUGGGUCACACCCUGUGUACAUGGACUUGAGAAAUGUCAAAGGGAAGCCCUCUGCCCACGCAGUCUUGCUGCUGAACAGCAAUGGGAUGGAUGUUUUUUACAGAGGGAAUUCUUUGACAUAUAAAGUGAUUGGGGGUGUUUUUGACCUUUACUUCUUCUCUGGUCCUUCACCUUUGGCUGUUGUUGAUCAGUAUACUGCCUUCAUAGGCCGUCCAGCUCCAAUGCCAUACUGGGCUUUUGGAUUCCAUCAAUGCAGAUGGGGUUACCAUAAUUUAUCAGUAGUUGAAGACGUAGUUGAAAACUACAAGAAGGCCAAGAUUCCACUGGAUGUUAUCUGGAACGAUGAUGAUCACAUGGAUGGGCACAAGGACUUCACCCUUAACCCCACCAAUUACCCCCGUCCAAAGCUCUUGGCAUUCUUGGAGAAAAUUCAUGCUCGGGGCAUGAAAUACAUCGUCAUAAUUGACCCUGGAAUUGGUGUUAACAAGAGCUAUGGUGUUUACCAAAGAGGCCUAGCGAAUGAUGUUUUCAUAAAGUAUGAAGGCAAGCCCUUCCUGGCCCAAGUCUGGCCAGGAGCUGUUAACUUCCCUGACUUUCUUAAUCCGAAAACCGUUGAGUGGUGGGGUGAUGAAAUACGGCGGUUCCACAAGCUUGUACCUGUUGAUGGUCUUUGGAUAGACAUGAAUGAAGCGUCCAACUUCUGCAACGGAUUGUGCACACUUCCGGAGGGCAGGAUUUGCCCUAAUGGAACUGGACCGGGCUGGAUUUGCUGCCUCGACUGCAAGAACAUAACGAAAACAAGAUGGGAUGAUCCACCCUACAAGAUAAAUGCUUCUGGAAUACAAGUUCCAAUAGGUUACAAAACCAUAGCAACCAGUGCAUACCACUAUAAUGGAGUAUUGGAGUAUGAUGCACACAGUCUUUAUGGUUUUUCACAAUCCGUUGCAACUCACAAGGCGCUUCAGGGGCUGGAGGGCAAGCGCCCCUUUAUACUAUCACGUUCCACUUAUGUUGGUUCAGGCCGAUACGCUGCACACUGGACAGGGGAUAACAAGGGAACAUGGAAAGAUUUGAAAUAUUCAAUCUCUACAAUGCUGAAUUUUGGAAUAUUUGGAGUUCCGAUGGUUGGUUCAGAUAUAUGCGGAUUCUAUCCAGCUCCCACCGAAGAACUUUGCAACAGAUGGAUUGAACUUGGUGCUUUCUACCCAUUUUCCAGGGAUCAUGCAAACUUCUAUUCUCCAAGGCAGGAGCUUUACCAGUGGAAAUCAGUGGCUGUGUCUGCUAGAAACGCUCUAGGAAUGAGGUACAAGCUUUUACCGUAUCUUUACACUCUGAACUACGAGGCACAUACUACUGGAGCACCAAUUGCUCGUCCCCUGUUCUUUACAUUCACGAAUGAGACUAAAUUGUAUGGACUGAGCACUCAAUUCCUGCUUGGGAGCAGUCUUAUGGUGUCUCCCGUGUUGACUAAGGGUAAAACUGAGGUCAAAGUUCUCUUCCCUCCUGGUAGCUGGUACAAUUUGUUUGACAUGACAAAGGUGAUUGUCUCAAAGGAAUCACAUUACCUCACAUGCGAUGCGCCUUUACACGUUAUCAACGUGCAUUUGUAUCAGAACGCGAUUAUACCCAUGCAGCAGGGUGGAUUGAUCUCUAAAGAAGCAAGAAAGACGCCCUUUACUCUAAUAGUCUCCUUCCCACUCGGUGCAACUACAGGAGAAGCUAAGGGGAAUCUCUUCCUAGACAACGAUGAACUUCCUGAGUUGAAACUUGGCAGCGGCUACGCAACAUACAUUGAUUUCUACGCAACAGUUAGUCAGGGGACGGUGAAGAUUUGGUCUGAUGUUCAAGAGAGUAAGUUCGCGUUAGAGAAGGGAUUGAUCGUCGAGAAGGUAACCGUACUUGGAUUAAAAGGUAUCGGAAGUGCAUUUGAGAUUGAAGUAGACGGAAAUGCAGUUGCAGAGACUUCCAAGGUUGAAAUCAGCUCAACAGAACACAAAUAUCCGGAGAAACUGGAAGAGGGUGGGGAUAAGAUGAAGAAUGUAAUGGUGGAGGUUAAAGGCCUGGAGUUGCCGGUGGGAAAGAAGUUUACCAUGUCCUGGAAAAUGGGAAUCAAGCCCUGAAUUCAUUGGCAUGUUGGUUAAAAAAUGUCCCUGUUUUUUCCUGUUGUAAUAGUGUUUAUGUUGGCAAUUUGAGUUGAAGAAUCACGAGUUUAAACGUGAAUCAAGGUUGUGAAUGGUGAGGAGAUGGCGUAAAAACUGUGUUCAUCCCUUUCCAUUCAAGUCACUUUCUUUUGUUAUUGAAUAUUCUACCAAAAUGUUUCAGAAAUUAAAUUU